Uranotaenia lowii is the source of this 3285-nucleotide messenger RNA. Its product is annotated as mucin-2-like. Gene Ontology annotation, cellular component: extracellular region. The transcript is spliced from 2 exons. NCBI's taxonomy places the organism in Eukaryota, Metazoa, Arthropoda, Insecta, Diptera, Culicidae. The record is from RefSeq and is a predicted model, not a curated record. Bases 140 to 3187 code for a protein of 1015 amino acids. Gene Ontology annotation, molecular function: chitin binding.
GCAUUUCGAUAGCAAAAAUUUCUAUCGCAACACUUGAGGUGAAACUAUUUCUCCUUGAAUAAAAGCGGUUAGUUGGUCAGUUUGCGAGCCUAGUAACGCGAAACACUGGCCGAAGGUCGCUGAAUCAAAUCCAUCCAAAAUGUCGAAUUCCCAGCGAUGGAUUGCUCUGCUCCUUCUAUUCAGUUCACUAUUGGUGACACUAGUGGAAAGUGAAAAUUUGUGUCUGCAGAAGAGAUCAAAUUCGCCAUCGGAGAUGUUUGCCCACGACAGUGAUUGUCAAAAAUAUGUAACCUGUGUUGGUCGACUGGCUGUGGUGCAAAAAUGCCCGGAAGGCUCCUGGUGGGAUGAUAGUGAUAAAAGCUGUUCGACCUCUGUCGGGAAAAUGUGUGGUGGUUUGAAGAAACUUCAGCUUAAAUAUUUCUUAAGCAGAUCAGCUGACAGUGAACCGGAAGCCGAGAUAAGUUGCGUCGAAAAAACGCAGACGUGUCCCGGGAUAUUCGAUCCUGGGCACCUGACCUUGCGUCCGCACGAAGAAUGUCAAAAAUAUUAUAUCUGUGUUUCGUUCAUACCCUUGGUUAUGAAAUGUCCCAAAAAUCUACUAUUCAAUGCCGAGAUCUGUCAGUGUGAUUUCCCUGAAAAUGUACAAUGUGAUGGUGAUGUGACUACGACAACUGUACCGACGACUACUUCGGCUAUAACUCCGACUACAGCACCGCUAGCGACAGAAGCUCCUACGAAACCCACAGAAAGUUCUUCUAGUGAGGCACCGUCUACAACUCCAUCAACUAUUGAACCAGAAACAGAGGAGCCAACUACAGAACCUGCCACGCCAACACAAACGACAACUACCGAAGCACCCACCACAGAAGUUCCACCCAGUGAAGAGCCAUCAACGGCCUCCUCGACUGAUAAUCCCACUACAACGACCGCAGAACAUAUAACGGAUAACCCAACUACAGAAUCGUCGACACAAAUGCCAACAAGUGAAGCUCCUUCACCAACAAUUCAAUCGACUACUGAACCCAUUACGGAAGAUCCUACGACACAGCCGACGAGUCAAACACCGAUAGUUAUUCCAUCAACAGAACAGACAACAACAGAACCUCCACCAAUAACUACAGAUUCAUCUACAAUUCCUUCGUCCAAUCCACCCGAUACGGAAGUUCCAUCGACACAGCCGACAACAGAUAUUCCUACUACAAGUGAUGUUCCGACGACAGUCUCAACUACUGCUCAGCCUACCACCGAAACACCUUCGAUCGAAACCACGACGAGUGAAGCUUCUACAACAGUAAUAACAACUAGUGAAGAACCUACAACCACUCCUUCGACUGAUGCGCCAACUACGGAUAAUCCUACUACAACGACAGCAGCACCAACAAGUGAAGUACCAUCUACUACUUCUUCGACCAAUCCACCCGAUACGGAAGUUCCAUCAACACAGCCGACAACUGAAGCGUCGACAACUGUCCCGCCAACUGUUCCGCCAACUGAUAUUCCUUCAACAAUAGAACCGUCAACAGAAAUCACAACAGUGCAAUCGACAACUGAAACCGUUACGGAAGUUCCUACGACACAGCCAGCAACUACGUUAGAAACUACCAUAGCUCCUACAACUGACGCUUCGACAACUGAACCUUCAACAAGCCAAACUUCUCCCACAGAUACUACGACUAGUAAGGCAACUACAACAGAAACACCAACCACUGAACCACCAUCAACGAUUGCUUUAACUGAGGCACCCGUUACAGAUGGUACUACUACAAAGAAUCCCUCUACAGAGACAGAAUCGUCGACAAGUGAAGAACCAUCCACAAUUCCUUCGUCCAAUUCACCCGAUACGGAUGUGCCAUCGACACAGCCGACAACUGAAGCGCCGACAACUGUUCCGCCAACUGAUAUUCCUUCAACUACAACGACCGCUGAACCUACGACGGAUAUUACAACAGUGCAAUCGACAACUGAACCCGUUACGGAAGUUUCUUCGACACAGCCAGCAACCACUUUAGAAACUACCACAGCUGCUACAACUGACACUCCGACAACUGAACCUACAACAAGCCAAACUUUGCCCACAGAUACUACGACUAGUAAGGCAACUACAACAGAAACACCAACCACUGAAUCACCAUCAACGAUUGCUUCAACUGAAGCACCCGUUACAGAUGAUACUACUACAAAGGAUCCCUCUACAGUGACAGAACAGACGACAAGUGAAGAACCAUCCACAAUUCCCUCGUCCAAUCCACCCGAUACGGAAGUUCCAUCAACACAGCCGACCACAGAAGCACCGACAACUAUCCCAACAACAGAUAUUCCUACUACAAGUGAUGUUCCGACGACAGUCCCAACUACUGACCAGCCCACCACCGAAACACCUUCGAUCGAAACCACGACGAGUGAAGCUUCUACAACAGUAAUACCAACUAGUGAAGAACCUACAACCACUCCUUCGACUGAUGCGCCCACAACGGAUAAUCCUACUACAACGACAGCAGCACCAACAAGUGAAGUACCAUCUACUACUCCUUCGACCAAUCCACCCGAUACGGAAGUUCCAUCGACACAGCCGACAACUGUUCCGCCAACUGAUAUUCCUACAACUACAACGACCGCUGAACCUACAACGAUUUCAACAAUAGAACCGUCAACAGAAAUAACUACAGUGCCAUCGACAACCGAACUAGCUACGGAAGUUCCUUCGACACAGCCAGCAACUACGUUAGAAACUACCAUAGCUUCUACAAGUGACACUCCGACAACCACACCUACAUCAGAAACACCCACCACUGAACCACCAUCAACGAUUGCUUCAACUGAGGCACCUGUUACAGAUGAUACUACUACAACGAAUCCCUCUACAGUGACGGAAUCGUCGACAACAGCUCCCUCGACUGAUGCACCCAUAACGGAUGAUCCCGUAGCCCCUACGCAGACGCCAACAACGACCACAUCAUCAACUUCAACAACGUCUUCAUCAACUUCAACUUCAACAACUACAACAACUUCAACAGCAAAACCAACGACAACAACGUCAACGACAACGGUGCCUACUACCACGACAACGCUGUCUCCGGAGCAGAAAGAAGUGGUACAGAAAACGGAAGAACUGGUCAAAUCGCUUAGUGAACUUUUCGAGGACUUCUUCAAUCGGUUCAAACCAACCGGGCGGAUGAUUAGUCGGUGAGGGUAAAAUUGUUGAAAAAACACCCUUUCAUAAAAAAUAUUGUUUAUUAUAAUUACUGUGAUCACAAGUGUAUUGUUAAAGUAACAAAUAAAAAAAAA